Molecule: messenger RNA, 6024 nt
Organism: Dendronephthya gigantea
Lineage: Eukaryota; Metazoa; Cnidaria; Anthozoa; Malacalcyonacea; Nephtheidae
Exons: 3
Coding region: 514-4968 (1484 amino acids)
Molecular function (GO): protein binding
Source: RefSeq, a predicted model, not a curated record
UAUACUUCUUGCAAAGAAAUCCUUCAAAUUUGAAGCAAUAAAACGACUUGAUUGACAACUAUCACACGAAGUAAGCUUUAGGUCGACAAAUUAAAUAACCACGGCACAGCGCUCUGGCGUCGUAUUAAAAGCUUCAAACUGGCUUUGUUUGAUAUCUUAAGUUUUCUCAUCUCACGCAUUGUUGGUUUCUAAAGCCACGUAUUAACUUGCUGGACAAUUACUAACCAGACCAUCGUGUUUAACAAAUAAGCUGUGGAGUAACUUUAUCUUAAGUUGUGUGGAAUUACAUCAUGAUGUGGUUUCUUUUAGAAAUAAGAAGUUUUAUCAUGUGAAGAAAAAUAUCUUAUUCAAGUUGUCAUCUUUAAUGAUCGUUUAUGGUGAUUCGUUUAACCAAGUUUGAGGUUUUAAAUCUACAUUUCAGUCCAUCUGUCCGUUAUCCUCCCUGAAAAUUUUGACCAUGUAGUGGAAUCAUCGCUUUGAAGAUUUGAGAAGUAAUCAACCGUGUUCUACGCCAUGGCUUCUGACGAGCUGCAAGAAAAAGCAAAUUUUACAAGACUCAGUAAACUUUUAGUUGACAAAGGAACUGAGGCUUUGAGAAAUACAUUUGAUACCAUCCAUCUACCUGUUAGUCUACCCGGAGUUCUAUAUAGAAACAAAAGAUCUCUUCAAAAGUUAAAACCUCGGGUUAUUAAUAUUUCGCAGUGGGAUUUACUGUUUCCUCCGUCUGGCAACCCUCCAGAUUCCAAAACCUUUGAUGUCACAUUACUUACAAUUCUACUCCGGAACAUUUGUGGUUUUCCAUCAACAGGAUGGAGUGUAAUGCCUCCGGAUACUGAUAGAUCAACGCAAGCGAAUAUCACAAGAAUCAAGUGUUACCGAAAUGACGUUAUUGCACAUGUAACAACAACUCGAGUUGAGAAUUCAACAUUUCAAUCUUUAUGGAAGAAAAUUGCCCAGACAUUGGUAGAAUUGGGAAUUGCACAAAGCGAUGUCGACGAUUUGGAAAAAUGUCCUUUAGGACCCGAAGAAAAAAUAUAUGUGCAAAUGCUUAAAUAUUGGGAAUUGCGAGAAGAUGAGUGUAUUAAAAAGCUUCGAACAAUUGAAUGUUCUGUAAAUCAUUUAACACAAGUCGCUGAAGAAACGCGCGAUGGACUAAAUGAAUCGCGCGAUGAAGUAAAAGAAACGCGGGAAGCAGUAUAUAAAACGCACGAUGCAGUAAUUGAAAUCCGCCAUUCAUUGUCCAAACGAUCGGUAUCAAUACCCGGGGACACCAUUCCUAAAAAAAAAUCCCGCAUGGAAAGUGAUGAAGAUUUAUUACGAAAACUUGCUAAGCAUAAUUUCAGGAAUAAAAUUCAAAGAAAAGUAGAAUUUUUCCUUCCUGGAACAAGACAGUGGCUGUUAAAGGAAGUUGACGAAUGGUUUUGUAGCAGUAAGAGUGAUUCACGCAUAAAGUUAAUAACAGCUGGACCAGGAUUUGGUAAAAGCGUGUUUGCCGCUAAAAUCUGUGAAGAUUUUGAGAAGAAUGGAAAGCUGGCUGCUUGUCACUUUUGUGAUUUCAGUGACUCAAACCUAAGAGAUCCUAUGGUGAUGCUCCAGUCUCUCGCAAGUCAGAUGUGCAAGAGCAUCACUGGUUUUAAAAAGCAGCUCCUUGAUCAGUUACAGCGACCGCACCAAGUCAAAAACCUCAAAGAUGCCUUCCAAAUAUAUUUGCAAAAUCCCUUAGCUGAACUGGAAAUAAAAGAGCCACGUUUAGUCGUGAUCGAUGGCUUGGAUGAAAGUGCUGCAGAUAAUAAGAAUGAAAUUACGCAUUUGAUUGCUGAAUAUUUUCCUGAUCUUCCCGAGUACAUCAAAAUCUUGGUGACGAGCAGGCCAGAAAUUUCCGUUGCUGAUCUGAGACUAAGAGACGAUCAAAAGACAGACAUUUCCAAUGUUGAUGACAACAAUAACUUAGAUCUUGAACUUUAUUUUAAAGAAUGUUUCCCAAGUUUAGUCCGCAAGCAAAAUAAAUUACUUUCCAUUUUUGUUGCCAAAUGCCAAGGCUCAUUUCUCUAUGCAUAUCACUUUCAAUCUGGGCUAAAGGCUCGCUAUGAUCUUAAGAAGAUAACAAAUAAUGACGUCAUAGGGUUUCUCCCAGAAGGUCUGCAUUCUGUUUACGAACGAUAUUUUAAACGCCUUGAAGACGAGCUUAACACCAUAAAACACGAAAAGUUUGAUGUGUUGAAUAUUUUUGCAAUGCUCGCUGCUUCCGAAGGACCUCUUCCCCUAACUUUCGUCGCUCAGGCUUUUGGUUUAGCUCCAGAUUGUCGCGAAACGAAAGACAUCAUCAACAAAAUUAAUGAAACCGUAUCGUGCUUGUUGUACGUUUCAAAUGACAUGGUAACCGUUUUUCACAAAUCCUUUAUUGAUUGGCUUCUAGCAAAGGGCUACAAAGAUCACCAGUAUACUGUCAAGGUCGAUGAUGGACAUAGAUCGCUUUGGCUUUUAUGUGAAAAGGUUUUUAAAGAAAUUGUGGAAAAUGUUCGCUCAGGACGUGAGGUGAAGUUUACUCAUGACGUAAAAUACGCUCUAAAAUAUGGUUUAAAACAUCUAGAAAAGUGUAAAAUGGAAGAAGGUGUGUUUUGGUCAGUUGAUGUUAUUAUCGUAUGUUAUAUGUUAACUGUAAUAAUCGAUUUACGUGAUUUGCUGCGUCCCUGGCUCACAUUACUGCAAUGUUCCUGGAUUAAAAACGAAGUUUUACGCGGCCGCAUUUCGUACCAUGUCAUUGAAUUUGAGUCUUUUGAACUUACCCUGGAACCCCUGUAUGAAUAUGGCGAUUAUUUAGAACAAGUUCUUUCGGCAAUAUUGUCACAAUGGUAUUUACAAGCGGUUCUUACCCGUUCUCCAGAAGGUUAUUUCAGCGAUAAUGAGAAGAAAAUCGCUGAGACGCUACUAUCAAACCUUUCACCUUUUGUCGAGUCGAAUUCUUACGAUGUUUCGGUUCUGCCGCGAGCAGUCUGGGGACACAAUCACGUUGGUUUUAUUACAGCUGUUGCUUUAUCUAACGAUAAGAAAAGUGUAGCAAUUGUAGUACAUAAUUUUAUCGAUGUGAUAUCCCUACCAAGCUUAGUUGAAAUAAUGAGUUAUUCAACAAAAUUGGAAACUAUUCCAUGCUGUACAUUCUCUCCAGACGAUUCGCUCAUAUUAUUUGGUAAACUUGAAACGGCGUUUAACAUUGCUAGAAGAAAGGAAGUUCCAUUUUUCCCUGGAAAUGAUGAGGAGUUCGCGUGCUGUAAAUUUUCCCCUAACGGCAAAAGACUGGUGACUAGCGACGGUUCAAACAGCAUUAAACUAUGGGACGUUGCUAAACAAACGCUGCUGUCGUCGCUUUGUGCUGGAUUUCCCGUUCGUCGGUGUUCUUUUAGCGUCACAGGGUUAUUUAUUAUUGGAAAUUCUAAAUCUCAAUCUUAUCCGGGUUAUUCGUUGUGUGUUUGGAACGCCAUCACAUUGCAAAGAAGUGAUAAGCGAAAAUUAUCUCACGGGGAAAGGAAGAAACCAGUUGUGUUAAAGAGUAGGAAAUGUGAACGAUGUUUUCAGCGGGGAAUUAGGAAACCAAAUUCUAAACGGUUAAAAAUAUGGAAACGUUGGAAUUAUCCUAAUACAAUUUCUUGUCCGUGGAUCUGCAAAGGUGUGGAGUGUAAUUUUUCUUGGGAAGAAUUUUGUUAUUCGACUGACACAGAAAGCAUUCCUUUGACUGCGAUUGUUGCUUGGAACUAUUUUGCUGCCGCCCCUGCUCACCGUUUUUACUCUCAAGCAAUUAAAAUACCAGCUUUAGAAUAUAAUCUGUGGCUCUAUUCAGAUUAUGAAAAACUAAUUGUCUUUAAGACAUUAGCUCCUAAACAAGAGCAAUCCUGUCUGUCACAGCUAACGAAAGUUUAUUCGAGUUCGUUUUCUCCUGACGGCUCUCGACUUGCAUCCUGCAACUCAGAUGGAUAUAUAAACGUAUGGAAUGUCUAUACCAGCCAAGUUGAACAACGUUUUAAAAGCAAUCAAUGUGGGUCAAGGUUUUUAUGCUGGUGGUCGGAAAAUUUCUUGUUUGUUAUUAGGGAAUCUAUUGACGAGAUUCCCAAAUUAAUGCGAUACCCGGUAGAUGACAAUCUAGAGAUCUUGUUUACUGACAGCAAGGACGUGGCGUUAGAGAAUUUUUCUGAAGACUUGUCUGAGUUCAGGCAAGAGGGCUGGUUUCGUUUCCUAGAUUUAGAGGUUGGUUUUUCUGAAGGCUUUGUCAGCUUUGCGCUCGGAGGCUUCAAACCCGCGAUAGUUCUCGAUGUCAGAGAUGUUGAUGGUCCUGUAAUGCUCAAUUUGCCUGGAAUUGAGCCUGAGAUGAAAGUGGAAAUCUCGCCUGGUGGUGCCUUUAUCUCUGGUUGUAAUAAGAAUAAAUGUUAUAUUUGGAAACGAAAUACCGAAAAACCAAUUUCGUAUGAAGUCUUUCAUCACCGUGAUGAUGUUCGCGGGACGUCAGUCGCAGUUUUCAGUUAUGAUUCCAAAGUCGCUGUAGUCAUGGAGAGAGAUAAGCGUGAGAUAAUUGAUUUGAACACUGGUGAUUCUCGAAAUAUAGCUUCUAAAUUCAAGUCCUCUUAUGAUUUUAGCGAGUCAUUUUGUAUUCACAAGAGUAGAAUUAUAUUAACUAUAUCUCGUCACCUGAUAACAUUUCUUGACAUGGACUCUGGCGCGAUUCUCAACACUUCCUAUCAACGAUACUUGGAGACUUUUAUGCCACGCCAAAGAAUUAAACUUUCCCCAAAAGAGGACGUGCUGGCUUUUCCUGACUACAAAGGUGAUAUGGUGUUUCUUCGACUGUCUAUUCCACAAAAUCCUUUGUUGGACGAUAUUAAGCGACGGACAGUUGCUUUGUUGGACGAUAUUAAGCGAGGUGCUGUAGUCAAUCCUUUCUUUAACCGGAAUAAAGUCGUCUUGCGGAAAAAGCUUUAGACUACUUUUAGCGCAAUCUACACAAAGUUUUCUUAAAUGUUUGGUUCCUCGCUGGUUGUUUAUACCCAUUAAAUGAGAAUGUCUAAUAACUAUAAAUGUUAUAUUUGGAAAAGAAAUACCGAAAAACCUACUUCCUAUGAAGUCUUUUAUCACCGUGAUGGUGUUCGCAGAAAAUCAGCUGUAAUUUUCAGUAAUGACCCCGAAGUCGAAGUAGUAGUCAUGGGCGACAGUAGUAAUGAUCAGAGUCAGAUAAUUGAUCUGGGCACUGGUGAUUCUCAAAAUAUAGCGUCUAGAUUCAAUUUUGCUCAUUCGUUCACCAGGUCAUUUUGUAUUCACAAGAGAGGAAUUGUAUUAUAUAUAACUUUAUUUGAUCAGCUGAUAAUAUUUUUUGACAUGGACUCUGGCGCGAUUCUCUACCAUACCUACCAACGAUAUUUAAAGGUUUAUGAGUCAGGACAAAGAAUUAAGCUUUCCCCAAAAGAGACCAUGCUGGCUUUUCCUAACUACAAAGGUGUUAUUCCACAAAAUCCUUUGUUGAACGAUAUUAAGCAACUAGCAGUUGAUGGACCAUUUUAUACUUAAACAAAACAAUGAUGAUAUCUUCAAUACAUCUGUAGUAUUUUUUAUAGAAAAAAAUCUGCAAACUUUUUAAUUCCCAAACGCUAAGUUCCCAUUAAAUCCCGUUCUCCACUUGCAGAAUUUAUUCGCGCGAACGUACUGAUACAGAAUUAGAAAGGGAUCCUACAUUUUCGCGGCGAAUUUCUUCGCAGACCAAUCAAAUCACCGCUUUUUAGAUUCCGGUUCGCGUCGCGCGAAUAAAUUCCCCGAGUGGAGAUUCAGCUGAUGUGAAUAUUUUCUAUGAGAAUGAAAUAUCUGUAUAAGGCAUACGAAUGGGAGAGCUUUGUUUUGUUAACUAAUAAAACGUGGUGUUUUUAAUAAACGAACACGCAACUAUAUUGAUCUGUAAGCAAACUAAUAUCAAGUGUUGAAAUAGGAUAUUAUGACUUAGAAGGUGUCUGGUGCACACAAGUACAUAUCUGCUUGAUAUUUAAUCAU